This is a messenger RNA of Acanthamoeba castellanii str. Neff, 696 nucleotides long. RefSeq lists its product as uncharacterized. The transcript has 7 exons. NCBI's taxonomy places the organism in Eukaryota, Discosea, Longamoebia, Acanthamoebidae. The record is from RefSeq and is a predicted model, not a curated record. Bases 1 to 696 code for a protein of 231 amino acids.
AUGACGUUCCUGCACUUCGCCAACUGCGCCCUUCUGGCGUUCGGACCCUCGUUUAUCUUCUACAAGGCCGGCAAGUUGUCGGAGUACAAUGCGUUCUUCCCGGUUGCGUACGCUGCUCUGAUUUAUGUAGCAACACAAGCGAUCAAGCUGCUCUUGUUUGCAACGCUGGUGCCUGCGUCCGAGGAGGGCCAGUUCGAGAUCCUUCACGAGGUGUUGAAGGCGCUCGUCAACGCUGGUGACGUGGUGGGCAUCUACUUUGCCCUCAACCAGAAGACCGUGGGCGGUGAGGCCAGAGUGCUGAGCGUGGGCCUCGGCUGGGCCGUGGCUGAGUCCAUUCUGAUGCGCUUGGCUCCGCUCUGGAUCGGCGCUCGCCAGCUUGAGUUUAGCUGGGAGUACAUCCAAAUGAGCAUUGAGGCCAACUUCAGCUUGUUGCGACUGAUUGCGCUCACCACGCUGGUGUGGCUGUACACCCACUCGCGCAAGGAGCACACCGCGCUCUCCAGCAUCAAGAUGUCUGCCUACGCGAUCAUUCUCUACUUCGCCUUCCCGAUCGCUGUGAGCUUCCUGCAGCUGCAGCUCCACGUCGGAUCCUGGUACCUCGUGAUCGCUUCCGGCCUCUUCUCCGCCCUCAUGGCCUAUGUGGCCAACCACCUCAACGCCCUCUACAGCGUCGAGAGACAGACCAAGGCCAAGUGA